Molecule: messenger RNA, 1590 nt
Organism: Aspergillus puulaauensis
Lineage: Eukaryota; Fungi; Ascomycota; Eurotiomycetes; Eurotiales; Aspergillaceae
Exons: 6
Coding region: 1-1590 (529 amino acids)
Biological process (GO): transmembrane transport
Molecular function (GO): transmembrane transporter activity
Source: RefSeq, a predicted model, not a curated record
AUGUCUGGCUUUCGACACGCCUUUUCUCUAUCCCAGCGGGAGGUGCGCGAUGCAGUUCCUCCCGGGACCGUCUCUUUAUCGAUCCACUCCCACCAAAUCCUGCACGGCAACAACACAAAACACGACGGCGAACUGAUCCUCCACCCCCAGCCCUCCUCAGACCCCUGCGACCCGCUCAACUGGGCGACCUGGCGCAAAACCGUCGUGCUAGUAUGUAUGUCCGUCUACGCAUUCGUAGGAAACUUCUCGUCGGCGUCUAUCUCCAGUGCGUUUCCGGUCUAUGCGACUCCUCUGGCGUUUAACCCGCCUGUUCCGAUGGGGAGGCUGAGCCAUCUUGUUGCGGUAAACGUGCUGAUGAUGGGCGCGGCGAAUAUCUGGUGGGUGCCGCUCGCGAACACCUUUGGACGGAGACCGAUUACCCUGCUUAAUCUGUUGAUUCUGGUGUUUUGCUCCAUGUGGGCGGGACUGGCGACGAGCUUUGAGAGUCUUCUUGCUGCUAGGUUCUUUAUGGGAGUUGGUGUUGGGCCGGCUGAUACGAUUGCGCCGAAUGUGAUUGGGGAGAUAUACUUUACGCAUCAGAGGGGAAAGGCUAUGGGCUUCUACACGGUAUUUCUCUGCGUGGGAUCGCUAGUUGGAGGGAUAUCAGGCGGUUAUAUCGCCAGUCACGGCCUCGAAUGGCUGCACUGGGUGAACGUCAUCAUCUGCGCGAUUCUCUUCGUGGUCUGCCUGAUCUUCGUCCCCGAAACGCUCUACAAGCGCGACGAGCCAUCUCCUGUCAUCAACGACGAGAAAUUGAAAGAAGGUGCAGAGACAUCGCAGAUCGAAGAAAUUACCAACCCAUCCCAGCACCAGUACCACGACUUCACAUUCCUCCGCUCGCUAAAGCUCUACACGUAUCACGGAAACCUGCUGAAGAACUUCGCUGCGCCAUGGCUCACUUUACGCCUCCCAGGCGUCUGGCUCGUGAUGCUCUGGUACGCCGGGCUCGUCGGCGGCGUCGUCACCCUCAGCACCGUCGGCCCAACCAUCGUCGCCUACCCGCCAUACAACUGGGGCAAGAACGCCGGGCUGAUCAACGUCGGCGGUGUGAUCGGCUCGUUCCUGGGCGCAGUUGUCACAGGCAUGCUGGCUGAUCGAGCGAUCGUCACCAAGAAGACGCUUAAAGACGGGGAGCUCACAGAGCCGGAAGCGCGUUUGGUUGUUGCGUUACCGGGACUGAUACUUGCAACGACGGGUCUAUGGACGUUUGGAUUCUGUGCCGAGAAUGGAAGUCCCAGCAUGUGGAUUGGGAUGCAGUUUGGAAUUGGCAUGUUGGCGUUUGGACUGAUGCAGGCGCCGUCGGUUGGGUUUAACUACGUGAUCGACUCGUACCGCAAUCUAUCAGCAGACUGUUUCGUUGCGAUUACCUGCAUGAGAGCGGUGGUUAGCUUUGCGUGGACGUUCUUUGUGGGCACGUGGGUGGAAAAGGCUGGGCCGGCGGUGCCGUUUGGGGUGUUUGGUGGCAUGAUGGGGUUUUUUACGCUGUUGCUGAUUCCGCAGUGGCUGUGGGGGAAGAGGACGCGGAUUGCAACGGCGAAGUGGGUAGCUUAG